CCCACUACAGGUGGUAAAAGCCAGUCCACUACAGGUAGUAAAAGCCAGUCCACUACAGGUGGUAAAAGCACAUCUGAAACUUCUGAAACUGAAUCGUCCUAUUCCUUUACUGGCAAAAUGUCGAGCAUCUAUGCAGAGCUUGCUCGCCUCAAGCUCGAUACACAGCAAAAGUCUGCCCUACUCUACUACCUCACUAAAAAUGGCGAAGUUGAAGCUCAGGUGGAGAAAGCCUUCAGUGCCUGCAACAACGAUGAGGAGAAAUAUGCCUAUCUAAGCUUAGUCUUGGGGAUGUCUGAAAAGUCUCGCUCAACUGAAAUUGAAUCGGUCAACCUUGUUACUGAUGAUAAAAUAUCUGGGCCUCAUCUUGAAACAGAAUUUGUUGAAAAACUAAAGCUCGAUACAUCUAAAGAGCCUGUUUUUGGAAAUUUCGAACUUAAAGGCGCAGAUCUCGAACAGUUUGCUCAAAAACUGCACCUCGACCAAAUGGACUACGAUGAAUUAACGGAGAAAGAUGUAGAGAAAUUUUACGAAUUCGUUGGUCCUGAUUUUGCUUGGCCUCCUACAAUGGAUAACUCCGAGCGCUGUCUCAUCUUUGAUUGUGUUGCCCAUCCUGAGGAAAGACAAGGAGAAGAAUAUGCAAAAAAUCUUAUUGCAUAUCGGCGCUUCACCGAGGCUGGACAAUUUGAUCCGUCUAAAGGUACUCAUGUCUUGAUCAUCGACGGAAAGAUAGUCCGUUAUGGACCAAAAUUAUGGGGGAAGGAAUACGAAGAAAUCGUGUCGAAGAAUCCAGAAGCGUUGUACGCGCCUAUUAUAGAAGAGGUGGUCGGCGCGAGAUUCUCUUCUAUUGAAGAUGUCGAAAAAAAGGAGUGGCAGGUGCACAUGCGGAUUAGGCGCAAAGCCGACUCCAAUAUUACAGCAACAAUGGCCAAUAUUGAACAAGACGCCAAUAAGCGCAACUAUCGGCUAUUACUCGAUACUGGUUCCACUUACACAGUUAUACCGCAAUUGGUACAGAAAAGGAUGGGGCACCGUGUUGGCUGGAGUUCAACGCCUACACUUGCUACUGGCUACGCUUCCAACACCAGAAUGUUUAGGAUUUCUGAGCCCUGGGAAGUCUCCUUGGGGGAUGGUGUGAAUUGGACGGAUUGGAUGGAGAUUGACGAAUUAUAUGUUUGGCAAAAGGGUAUUUCCAGCAGUGUGGAUUGUGGUCUGGUUGGUUUUGAUGUUUUAAAUAACGCUUACCAGAUCAAAGUCCCCGGCAAGCCGUAUGCUUUUGUGACAGAUAACAACAUUGCUAAUCAAUUACAACAAAUUUACAACAGCAUCAAUGAAUCUGACGGAUCCGACUAG
Ambispora leptoticha is the source of this 1350-nucleotide messenger RNA. The record is from the annotation of a GenBank genome assembly. Lineage: Eukaryota; Fungi; Glomeromycota; Glomeromycetes; Archaeosporales; Ambisporaceae.